UGAUGAUGAACUAACUCUAACUGUUCUAACGAAUCAAAAUUUAAUUAAUGAAGAUUAUGAAAUUCUGAUUAAUAAUGAAGAGUCCUCUACAGAGAAAAAUGAUCGUGCUUUAAGUAAAGACAGUAAAGACAAUAUUUCAUUUGAGCAAUUUACUGCUCCUGAUUUUGACGAUUUUGAUUCUGAUUUAGAAUAUAGAUAUUCUAAUACGAAUAUUAAUUUCGAUGAUUCAUGGAUAGUGUUAUGGAUAUUCAAGUAUCAAUUAAGAUUCCGCCUUCCAGACACUGCUAUUGACAUACUUAUUAGAUAUUUUAGGAUAGUUUUGUUAGAAACUGAUCAGUCACAAUUUAAAGGUUUCCUAACAAGUUCCUAUAUAGCAAGAAAAUUGUUAGAAGUCAAAAGACAAGAAAAGACAUACACAGUAUAUCCAAAAUGUAAUGUUUUAUAUAAAAUCUCAGAAAUCUUAACAAAAAAUGUGACCGAUCAAUCGAGCUCUGGAUUCAAAUGCACCUAUGUGGAAUUUUCAAAUUACCCGAAAUAUAGCAGAAGACAGCCAUGUGAAACUGAGUUAGUCAAACAUAUGCCA
Messenger RNA from Funneliformis caledonium, 583 nucleotides. The record is from the annotation of a GenBank genome assembly. NCBI's taxonomy places the organism in Eukaryota, Fungi, Glomeromycota, Glomeromycetes, Glomerales, Glomeraceae.